Messenger RNA from Linum trigynum, 2755 nucleotides. NCBI's taxonomy places the organism in Eukaryota, Viridiplantae, Streptophyta, Magnoliopsida, Malpighiales, Linaceae. The record is from the annotation of a GenBank genome assembly.
GGGAUUUUCUCCUUUUAAGCAGAAUUUCAGCCACAAUUCGGGAGGAUUCGAGUUUUUGAGAGAAAGAACGACUUCUAGAGAGAGAAAGUGACGAGCAAGAGUUCCCAAGUGCCCUAGAUUGAUCUUCAACACCAUUGGAGGCCAGCUUGAGCUUGGAGAAGUGCCGAUCAACGUCCAGAAGCCGGAAUCCGUCCUUCGCAGUAUGAAUUCCGUGUCUGAUUCUGCUUUUGCUUUCUUCUCCAUGGAGUAGUUCUCCCAUUCAUCUGGGUAUGGAGAACCCUAGAUUUGUAUGUUAGGCUUUGAUUGUAUGAACCCAAGUACUGAUUCUGUGAUUGAUUAUAUUCGAUUGAGGUUUUAAUGAUUGAAUGACUUGAAUCCUGAUCAAAUUCCUGUUGUUUCUGCUUUAACCUAGAAUGAGAAUAUCUGCCUAGGUUGAUAGAGCAUCCUUGAUUGAAGGUAGGGAGUUGGUGACUUUAGUCGAGGAGCCAACUCACUAUUCUGUACCGGAUUUACUCCGGUAGUGGAGGUUUUGUUCUUAGGGCCUCAAUCUGUUUACUCCGGUGGAGGUUAGUCGCCCGCUAGAGACUCAGAUUGAGAGGGUCUGAAGACCUAUAGUCGAGACUUCAGGCUGUUUAAGAACCUUCCGCAGUAUAACUAUCAUAGAAACUGAACUUGGUAAUUACAAUCCGGCUUAACUGCAGUCUAGGGGGAACCAUAUCCGGGUGACCUCUCUUAACCUGAAUACAACAGUUUACUUGCUUUGUUAGUUUGAUAGUUUAGACUUGCAUGCCAGUUUCAUUGCUAGAUAACAAGAAUUCACUGAGUAGUCAUCACAUCUAGGACCCGGGUUGAUAAUUAAACCCAAACCCGCUAUACUACGCUUUAGGAAGUGGUUUCACUUGGCCAAUUCCUGGAGUGACAGUAGAGUCGAGUCAGCUGCCACACACCCAACUCCAUGCGCCGUUGCCUCUCUUCGAGGACAUCGCCACCGACCGUCAGGCAGAGGAAGGGGUUUCCACCAAGCCGGAUGGCUGGAUGAGGAAGACAAGUCUUCAAACAAACCACCCCGAGCUAAUCGAUCGACUGCCUCCCGCCGCCCGAAACCAUGGGAACCCAGGCACACGAUCGGUCGGCCGACGGAGGAAACAAAGGGGAGACGAUCUUCUGUCUUCAAGCUCUCCAGAUCCUCAUCCGUCGCCCAAGGCUGCAACUCCGAACCACCAAAAUCUGCAAAGUGAGAGCAAGGAGGUAGACUAUGGGAAUGGAAUGGAGAAGACAAGCCAGAUCUGAACAAGAUCUAGCCUCCUUGCAUCUUAUAAAGAUCAACAUCUCCAGUUCUGAAUAAUCAAAACAGAGGGACAAAAAUCAACCCAACACAGGGGAAGGAAAUCAACCCACAAGGGGGGAGAGACACAUGCAUGAAAGCAAAGCCACAAGGGCUGGAAAAGCAGUAGAAAAGGAGGGAAAAAACAGAAAAAGCUGGGAAAAUGAAAAGGGGGGCGGAGAGCUGCUGCCGGUCAUCGGAGAGGCACCAGCAGCAACCCACUCAGCUGCCUAAGAAAGACCCUUUAGAGAGAGGUCAGAGGAAAAAAUGGGAGAGAGAAGGGGGGUUUUUAAUCUAUCCACACUUGAAGGGGGUGGAAAGCUGUCGUUAUGGACCGCAACCGGUUUUGAGGCGAAUAUGCGCGCUAAUAGAAAUCGCACCGCUUACGGUUAACGAUUAUCCAUGAUCACCCCCUAGUUACCCAUUAAAACCCUCAAUAUCUAAUACGCAAAAACACUUAGGGGUCGAUUGCUUGAGUCAUUUGGUAUCAAAUGACUUGUUUGCUAAAAAUAGAUGCAUGAGUCAUUUCGUCCAACCGAAAGUCCCAAAUGACUCUAUCAAGUCAUUUCCAAAUGCCUCUUCUCCAUUAAUCAUUUCCAAAUGACUCAUUUUUAGUCCAAAAAUUCCAACUAUGUCCUUACCUCUUUUAUGUAAACCUCUUUCUAUUAUUUGUUUUCCAUGUCAUUGCUUUAUCUUCUUUCAAAAUUAUUAUUUUUUUUUUCUUCCAAAUUUCACAAAUGACGAAUAGGGCCAUCUAUUUAGCGGUGCAUAUUUUCGUUCGCAAACACCACCAUUUAUAAUUAGCUUAAAUUUUGAUACUUAUGAAGGCAUUAUCUUCUAUAAAAAAAGUUAACAUAAAAUUGUUAUUCAAAAGUAUAAAAUAGUAUUAUAUAAGAAAAAUGCCAAAAUAAUAUGUUUUAUUUGUUGCAAAAUGAUUUUGGUUACAUGGUUUUAGUCGCAUGUCCACUAAUUUUCAUCAACUGCAUGCCUUGAAAAAUAGCACAAAGUGAGCGGCCACCGUCCCACCAUGAUAUUACCGUAUGGAUCGAGCUCGUUUUACUUUUAAAUAACAAUUUAUUAAAGAAUCGAAAGUAAUUUUGUACUACUUGACAAUUACGACAUUAGUAAUAAUUAGUUCGUAUGUAUUUUGUUCGUCGGUCAUCGUAACUUCAAGGGAUUUACCUAUUGUUAAUAUGGAAGCAUAAAAUUCAUAAGCUAAUCGGUUCAAAUUUUAUGGUCAACAAUCACCUAAAAGGAUAAUAAUUAAUAACACAUAAAUUAUUAAAUACUAAUUUAUAAAUAACAAAUAUAUAUCUUAAAAACAGUUAGGAUCGUUAAGAGGUGACAUUAACACAUGAUGAUAGUUUAAAGAUAUUAUAAUUGUCAAAUCUCACAUUUUCUAAAUAAUUUUAAGAAAAUUGAUUAAAUAAA